This is a messenger RNA of Lucilia sericata (common green bottle fly), 775 nucleotides long. RefSeq names its product heat shock protein 23-like. NCBI's taxonomy places the organism in Eukaryota, Metazoa, Arthropoda, Insecta, Diptera, Calliphoridae. The transcript has a single exon. Bases 108 to 614 code for a protein of 168 amino acids. Gene Ontology annotation, molecular function: protein folding chaperone. The record is from RefSeq and is a predicted model, not a curated record. Gene Ontology annotation, biological process: protein refolding; response to heat.
AGAUAACAAAUCCAAGUACUAAACAAAUCGUGCAAUUAGCAAAUACACGCUAAAGAAAAGUUUUUCAUAACCCAGUGAACAAAUUUAUACAACAAAUAUAAACGAAAAUGCGUACUCUACCAAUUCUAUGGCGUAUGGCAGAAGAUUUGAGACGCUUGGCUAUGCCAUCUUCACCAUUCUUUGAAUAUCCAUUUGCCAGCACUUAUCGAGUGGCUCCCUGGAAUCACAUGAAUCGUAUGGUACAAGAGGAAUUGGGUAAAAUCAACAAAGAUGGCUAUCAAGUUUCUAUGAAUGUAUCCGAAUUUAAACCUGAGGAACUUACCGUCAAAGUUGUGGAUAAUCAUGUGAUUGUGGAGGGUAAAUCGGAGGAACAACAUGAUAACAGCGGUUAUGUUUCACGCCAUUUUAUUCGUCGCGUGGCUUUGCCAAAUGGCUAUGAGGCGGAUAAUGCCAUCUCUACCCUAACAUCGGAUGGCGUACUCACUGUUAGUGUUCCUAAGCCACAAAUUGAGGAAAAAGCUCGUGAAAUUCCUAUUCAACGUGUGGAUGCAGCUUCCAUUAAAUCCAAAGAAUCGGCGGAAGAAGGUGCUGCCACUAAAAAGGAGAAUAAUUAAAGAGAUGACAAUAAUAGUUGAACAAAUUUCUAAAAGGAUUGUAUUAUAGAGAAUUCGGACUGAUUUAUAGUCGUAGUGUGAUAUAAAUAUGUACAUGUGAUUGUAGUUUUAAAAAAUAUUUAAUUAAAAUAUAAUAAAUUGUUAAUUAAAAAACAAAACAA